This is a messenger RNA of Pseudogymnoascus destructans, 1543 nucleotides long. RefSeq lists its product as uncharacterized. The record is from RefSeq and is a predicted model, not a curated record. The transcript has 2 exons. Gene Ontology annotation, molecular function: ATP binding; calcium/calmodulin-dependent protein kinase activity; calmodulin binding. Lineage: Eukaryota; Fungi; Ascomycota; Leotiomycetes; Thelebolales; Thelebolaceae. Gene Ontology annotation, biological process: cellular response to oxidative stress; protein phosphorylation. The coding region runs from base 180 to 1508 and encodes 442 amino acids.
CGCCACAACCUCGACCUCGAACAUCUCCUUCCUCUCUCCCCUCCACGCUCGCCACAACUUCGACCUCGAACAUCUCCUUCCUCUCUCCCCUCCACGCUCGCCACAACCUCGACCUCGAACAUCUCCUUCCUCUCUCCCCUCCACGCUCACCACAUCCACAACACCCAGCACAUGCGACGAUGAGCUACAACAGCCCCGCUCCCUCCGCGUCGGGGACCCCUCCAAAGAUCCAGGCCUGCCACUACAAAACCGGCAAGACCCUCGGCGCAGGCUCCUACUCCGUCGUCAAAGAAUGCGUGCACAUCGACACUGGACGGUACUAUGCCGCGAAGGUGAUCAACAAGCGUUUAAUGGCCGGUAGAGAGCACAUGGUGCGCAACGAAAUCGCAGUCCUCAAGCGCGUCUCCAUGGGCCACCGCAACAUCCUCACCCUCGUCGACUACUUCGAAACGCAAAACAACCUCUACCUCGUCACCGACCUCGCCCUCGGCGGCGAACUCUUUGACCGCAUCUGCCGCAAGGGCAACUACUACGAAUCCGACGCCGCCUCUCUGAUCCUCGCCACCCUCUCCGCCGUCGCCUACCUCCACGCGCACGGCAUCGUGCACCGGGACCUCAAGCCCGAGAACCUUCUCUUCCGCACCCCUGAGGACAACGCCGAUUUGCUCAUCGCCGAUUUCGGGCUGAGUCGCAUCAUGGACGAUGAGCACUUCCACGUCUUGACGACUACCUGCGGAACGCCGGGGUACAUGGCGCCGGAGAUCUUUAAGAAGGCUGGGCAUGGGAAACCGGUUGAUGUUUGGGCGAUAGGGGUUAUUACGUAUUUUUUGCUCUGUGGAUACACACCGUUCGACCGCGACUCCAACCUCGAGGAAAUGCAAGCUAUCCUCAUAGCAGACUACCGCUUCGAACCCCCCGCCUUCUGGCGCGGCGUCUCCGUUUCGGCAAAGGACUUUGUCUCCCGCUGCCUCACCGUCGACCCGUCCGCGCGCCCAACCGCCCAAGAAGCACUCGCUCAUCCGUUCCUGGCUGCGCGGCCGGCGGAGGAACAGGAGGGGCAGAGCGAUUUGUUGCCUACUCUGCGCAAGAACUUCAACGCUAGACGGACACUACAUGCUGCUAUCGAUACUGUACGCGCUAUUAAUAAGUUGAGAGAGGGCUCGGGAAAUAUGGAUGGUGCGCGCAGCGGGGAGCCUGAGCGCGCGGCGGCUGGGUCGGCGGGGGAUUCCCCCUCUGACGCGACCCCCGACUCCACGGGUGCAGGAGCGGGUCCAGGGCCGGCGUUGGCGGCGAUUGCAAGGAAAGCUGCACUCCACGAUUUGGGUGUGGAAACUUACCCUUCUAGAGAUGCGGAGGGGGAUGUGAGGAUGGACUCGACGGAUGAGCCGACGAGGGCGGGGGCGAGUCUGUUGACGAGACAGAGUGGACAGGGGCAGAGCGGGGCGGAGAUUGAGAAGCAGGAGGAGAGGAUUAGGGAGGCUAGUCGGGGGUUGUGGCAGGGGAGGUAGGGGUGUGUGUGAUAGGGGAGGAGAAAAGAUGAGAG